Molecule: messenger RNA, 8281 nt
Organism: Ailuropoda melanoleuca (giant panda)
Lineage: Eukaryota; Metazoa; Chordata; Mammalia; Carnivora; Ursidae
Gene: GRIK3
Product: glutamate ionotropic receptor kainate type subunit 3
Exons: 16
Coding region: 116-2875 (919 amino acids)
Biological process (GO): monoatomic ion transport
Cellular component (GO): membrane
Molecular function (GO): signaling receptor activity; ligand-gated monoatomic ion channel activity
Source: RefSeq, a predicted model, not a curated record
GCCGGGCAGCUGGGCCAGGCGGCGCCUCGGGGGCUGCUGCGCGCCCGCGCCUAGAGCUGCCGCCCCAGGGAGCCCGCCACGGCCGCGCCCCGGGCACGCUCGGCGGCGCCCAACGAUGACCGCUCCCUGGCGGCGCCUCCGGAGUCUGGUUUGGGAAUACUGGGCCGGGCUCCUCGUGUGCGCCUUCUGGAUCCCGGACUCGCGCGGGAUGCCCCACGUCAUCCGGAUCGGAGGAAUCUUUGAGUAUGCGGACGGCCCCAACGCCCAGGUCAUGAAUGCUGAGGAGCAUGCCUUUCGAUUUUCUGCCAAUAUCAUCAACAGGAACAGGACUCUGCUGCCCAACACAACCUUGACCUAUGACAUCCAGAGGAUUCACUUUCAUGACAGCUUUGAGGCCACCAAGAAGGCCUGUGAUCAGCUGGCCCUGGGCGUGGUGGCGAUCUUCGGGCCGUCCCAGGGCUCCUGCACCAAUGCCGUCCAGUCCAUCUGCAAUGCCCUGGAGGUACCCCACAUCCAGCUGCGCUGGAAACACCACCCGCUGGACAACAAGGACACCUUCUAUGUGAACCUGUACCCCGACUACGCCUCCCUCAGCCACGCCAUCCUCGACCUGGUCCAGUACCUCAAGUGGCGAUCGGCCACCGUGGUCUAUGACGACAGUACAGGGCUCAUCCGUCUGCAGGAGCUCAUCAUGGCCCCGUCGAGGUACAACAUCCGCCUGAAGAUCCGCCAACUCCCCCUUGACUCCGACGACUCGCGCCCCCUACUCAAGGAGAUGAAGCGGGGCCGGGAAUUCCGCAUCAUCUUCGACUGCAGCCACACCAUGGCCGCCCAGAUCCUCAAGCAGGCCAUGGCCAUGGGCAUGAUGACCGAGUACUAUCAUUUCAUCUUCACCACUCUGGAUCUGUACGCGUUAGACCUGGAGCCCUACCGCUACUCGGGGGUGAACCUGACAGGGUUCCGGAUCCUCAACGUGGACAACCCGCAUGUCUCGGCCAUCGUGGAGAAGUGGUCCAUGGAGCGGCUGCAGGCGGCUCCCCGGGCAGAGUCCGGCCUGUUGGACGGCGUGAUGAUGACCGACGCAGCCUUACUGUACGACGCUGUCCACAUCGUGUCCGUGUGCUACCAGCGGGCCCCGCAGAUGACCGUGAACUCCCUGCAAUGCCAUCGGCACAAGGCCUGGCGCUUUGGAGGCCGCUUCAUGAACUUCAUCAAGGAGGCUCAAUGGGAAGGAUUAACUGGACGGAUUGUUUUCAACAAAACCAGUGGAUUACGGACGGAUUUUGAUCUGGACAUCAUCAGUCUGAAGGAGGACGGCCUGGAGAAGGUUGGCGUGUGGAGUCCCACAGAGGGGCUCAACAUCACGGAGGUUGCCAAAGGCCGAGGCCCUAAUGUCACCGACUCUCUGACAAACAGGUCGCUCGUCGUCACCACCGUGCUGGAGGAGCCCUUCGUCAUGUUCCGGAAGUCCGACAGGACCCUGUUUGGGAAUGACCGCUUUGAGGGCUACUGCAUCGACCUGCUCAAGGAGCUGGCUCACAUUCUGGGCUUCUCCUACGAGAUCCGGCUGGUGGAGGACGGCAAGUACGGGGCACAGGACGACAAGGGCCAGUGGAACGGCAUGAUCAAGGAGCUCAUCGACCACAAGGCGGAUCUGGCCGUGGCCCCCCUGACCAUCACCCAUGUCCGCGAGAAGGCCAUUGACUUCUCCAAGCCCUUCAUGACACUCGGAGUGAGCAUCCUGUAUCGAAAGCCCAACGGCACCAACCCCAGUGUCUUCUCCUUCCUCAACCCCCUGUCCCCAGACAUCUGGAUGUACGUGCUCCUCGCCUAUCUGGGGGUCAGCUGUGUCCUCUUUGUCAUUGCCAGGUUCAGCCCUUACGAGUGGUACGAUGCUCAUCCCUGCAACCCUGGCUCCGAGGUGGUAGAGAACAACUUCACUCUGCUCAACAGCUUCUGGUUCGGGAUGGGGUCCUUGAUGCAGCAAGGGUCUGAGCUCGUGCCCAGGGCCCUGUCCACGCGCAUCAUCGGCGGUAUCUGGUGGUUCUUCACCCUCAUCAUCAUCUCCUCCUACACGGCCAACCUGGCUGCCUUUCUCACCGUGGAGCGCAUGGAGUCGCCCAUCGACUCCGCUGACGACCUGGCCAAGCAAACCAGAAUCGAGUACGGGGCUGUCAAGGACGGGGCCACCAUGACCUUCUUCAAGAAAUCCAAGAUCUCCACCUUUGAGAAGAUGUGGGCCUUCAUGAGUAGCAAGCCGUCGGCGCUGGUGAAGAACAACGAGGAGGGUAUCCAGAGGACCCUGACGGCAGACUAUGCUCUGCUCAUGGAGUCCACGACCAUCGAGUACGUCACCCAGAGGAACUGCAACCUCACCCAGAUCGGGGGCCUCAUCGACUCCAAGGGCUACGGCAUUGGCACGCCCAUGGGCUCCCCGUACCGGGACAAGAUCACCAUCGCCAUCCUGCAGCUGCAGGAGGAGGACAAGCUGCACAUCAUGAAGGAGAAGUGGUGGAGGGGCAGCGGGUGUCCCGAGGAGGAGAACAAAGAGGCCAGUGCCCUGGGUAUUCAGAAGAUCGGGGGCAUCUUCAUCGUCCUGGCCGCCGGGCUGGUCCUCUCCGUGCUGGUGGCUGUGGGCGAGUUUGUGUACAAGCUCCGCAAAACGGCAGAGCGAGAGCAGCGUUCCUUCUGCAGCACCGUAGCCGACGAGAUCCGUUUCUCCCUUACCUGCCAGCGUCGGGUCAAGCACAAGCCUCAGCCUCCCAUGAUGGUCAAGACUGACGCGGUCAUCAACAUGCACACAUUCAACGACCGCCGGCUUCCGGGCAAGGACAGCAUGGCCUGCAGCACAUCGUUGGCCCCCGUGUUCCCCUAGGCACAGGGGGGAUGGGGACCGAAGGCCUGGGGGCAGGGCAGAGGAAAGCAAGGAGACUGGAAGGCACCUCUCCUGGGCCCAUGCUGGGCUUGGGGGCCAGAGCUGCUCCCUGCCUGCUGGGCCAGGAGCCCUCUGCCCUUACCUCCCAGGAAACCAGCAGGCCCUUGGGCCAGCUGCUUGGGCCUCACUCGCCUCUCGUUUCUCCUGUGGGUUUCUAAAGCUGCCAGCCGAGACAGCCAAGGCCAAAGGAAGCACAUUCCUCUCAACUCACCUGCCCCUCAACUCUCCUCGACAGUCAGAAGUUUCUACCAUGGCCCUGCAGAGGCCAAAGAAAAUGGGAAACAGCUCGUAUAUUGCCUCUCCUUCCCGCAUGGGCCCAGGCUUCCUGGGUCAUGACCGUGAGAUCAGAGACACAAACCUCGGGCACCUUAAGGAUUGUAAUGUGGCUGCCAAUGGGAGCUGAAGAUGGGGGAUGGCCACCCCGCAUGUCUUGGGCAGAAGGAAGACUCCAUCCCUUAGGAGCUGCUCACGUAGUCCUGGUCUCUUGGAGUUGGCACCAUGUAUGGCAGACCCCAUCUUGGCAAAGUUGAAGGCAGAGAGCCCCGUAGAAGAAAAGAGUUUGGAGUAUGGGAGAGAGGAGAAUGCACAAAGGCCGCCAUCUUGAAUUCUUACUGACGAUGUCCUAUUGGCUCCCAUUCCUCAAGGAGGUCUCCAGGAGUAUAAAAUGGGGGAGUGGUCAGAGCAGAUUUUCUAGUUUCUGGCCAGAGGAUAGAGGACCUCUUGAAUCUCUCACAGAGGAUGACCAGAGAGUCGGCUGAUAUUUGAAGCCAGAGGAACAGUGGAUUUCAUGGAAAUCCCAUAGGCCCUUGAGCCAUUGGGUCUUAUUUUGCUGGUUACUGAGCUGUUUGCUAAACCCUAGUGGCAUUUGAGAGCUUGGGCUCUUUGCCAUCCAUUCAUCAGCAAUUCCCCAUUCCUGGCUAGUUGACCUUGACCUCCUUCUGUCACCUUGGAAGGAGAAGAGAAAGUGAAAAUCAUCACCCCAACUCAAAAGAGGGAUCCAGGUCCUACACAGGCUAACUUUGGGGCAGAUGGGGAAGGCCAGAGGGGCCCUAAAGAACCCUUGGCCUCCUGGACUUGCCAGAUCUAAAGAAGCUCCCCGGAAAGGAAGGCUCCAGGGUCAGGAGAUCAGAGCUCGUAGAGGUCCCAAGGAUGGGGAAGAAAAGCUGCCUCCUGGAGAAUUAACCAAAGACCCCACCUAGAGACACAGGCCAUCUAGGCCCCAAUCUCUUGUCCAGAGCAGCUUGGACCUAGUGGGGUUUGGGGGUACAGCAAGGAAAUAGUAGCAGAUGGAGUACCAGUGAGAGCCAGACCAGAAGAACUGUGGAUUCCUGCUAGGUAGGAUGGAUGGUCUAGAAGUCUGUGACUUUACGAUUCUAGAAAAAGAAUGAGACAUGGAAGGGUUAGGAGCAAAGUGUCCUUAAAGAGAGUACGAUGGGGCCAGCAGGGUUUGCCAUGGCCAAGGGUGGAGGGCAGUCUCGGAGCAGGGGAGGGAAGGCUGGGGAUUCCGGAUGGGGACCCAGAAGACACUAUUAUCCCCCUUCCACCUCUCUCCUAUUUCUGCCUGGGGAGUCUGGUUAGGGAAGAGCUACGUUUAGAUCUCCAGGACCUUCUCAGCUGGGGUGAAGGAUAGUCUCUAGCUCCCCCAGGGACUCCCAAAGCAGGAGAGCACAGUGGGCUCAUGUGAUAAAUACCACUUCUCCUCCAAACUGCGAGCCGCAGGACCACACCAGCUGGUUCCCACCCUCCCAGCAGCUGCAACCGGCUGUGCGCUGGGGAGGUGGGAGAAGAGAGCUAGACGCGCAGCGUCGCCAGCACAAGUGAUGACAGAAGAAGCCAUGCUGUCGUGAGCUUGUGUGUGGGAGUGCAAGUGCGCAUACAUGUGUAUCUGCAUGUGUGUGUGUGUGUGUGUGUGUGUGCGUGAGCUCUUGGGGCUGGGGCUGAGGGACAGAUUUGGACAUCAAACAGAGUCCAGGGCAUGCAAUAAUAGAACCCUUUGGGUUCUGACGUGUGUGCGCGCACACGUGUGUGAAUCUGGGAUGAGGGAGACAAAUCUGGACGAGCAGCAGAGCCCUAUACAUGUAAAAACAGGAGAAGCCAUGUCUUAUGGGAGUCCUGGGGAGUAGACCUAUGUAUAAACGCAUGCACGAGUGGGUGUGCUUAUGAGUGCAUGUGUGUGCAUGCACGCAUGGGUGCACAUUCAUGCACCAAUGGCAGAGGGUGGAAGACGGGAGAAAACCUGCAGCGUUGCCAAAUGUUUAAAAGGAGAAGCCAUGUCAUCGAGGGGUCCCCGCGUGUGAGCAUGUGUGCACCUGUGUGUGUGGGCGUGUGUUUGCAGUGGAGAGCAGGAGGGAGGACAGAACCAGACAGCUGUGCGGUACAGGGCAGUGCACGUGUGAAAGGAGCUAUGUGGCACUGGAGUUUCUUGGGGAGGGCAUGCUCACACAUGUGUGUGCAAACUCACCCAUGUGUUCCAGCUCACAGCAGGAGCAGAGAUGGACCAUCAGGAAGGCAGGGUAUCAGGCUCUGUUUGCACUUCUGUUGUAGGGAGAGAUCAUUCAUCACAAGGCUUUGUCGAGACAGUGUGCUUUUGUGUAUGACGCUCCGUGAGCGAGUCGUAUUCUUCUGAGGCUGCACACGAACACAGGCUGACAGGGGAAGAAAGAGGUGGCGUGGGUUGGGAAGAUGUUUCAUCAGCGGAAUGAAGAAUAGUGGCUAUUAGGGGCACAAUUCAAUUAGGGAAAUCCCCCAAAAUGUACUAAAAUGAUUUUUAGAUUUCUAAAGGAGGUUGGGGUGACAUGCUGCCCGAACCCCCCCCCACUCAAGCCUUAUGUCCAUGUGUGCGGCUCCUGUUCAAACUCUGGCUGGUGUCCUUGGUUUGUCUUCGAAACCAGCCCAGUGUUCAAAGUGCAGUGGAGACUGCUUCUGCCCAGGUGGGAGCCGUGUGUCUCCCUGGGUACCAAAGGUGCCAGCUGGCACUACUACAUUGGAGGGGGUAGAGGGGGGAGAAGGUGUUCGCAUCGAGGUGGAUCAAGAGGAACUAAAGGCGACAUAAAGCGUGCCAGCAGGUGCACACCUGAGCGGCAGAGGCUGCCGCCGAAGUUCGUCAUGGAAACGUCAGAGUUGGUUUUGAUGGAACAGAAGAUGGGACUUGCCCGACCAGGUGCUGGACUAUCCUUGUCUGGCCCCACAUGCCUUCCCUUAACAGAAGAUUGCCCCCGCCUCCCACCCUCAUCUCCCCACCGAAUGCCAGUGCCUCCACUCAGCCAGCUCAGACUGGCCAAAUUGAGGGGCAGUAGUGAGGAGAGCCCCCACACACAUAUACCCCGCCAGUCACCAAGGCCCUGAGGCUUUCGGACGAUGAACCUUCCUCCUCUAUCUCCCCUGGACCUGUUACUGGUCUCUCUGCUAUGGACCGAUACAAAAACCCUGACCGCUUGGUCACCAUUCCGCUGGCCCCGCUCCACGAGGGUCUCUCAAGAGGAAUCACGCCCUCGUGGCGGAUGAGCUGAUUCUGAAUCUCUGAAGGGUUGGAGGGCCUCCGCUCACCCUCCAGCCAAGACUGCCUCAACUACAGGAGCACAUCCCGGCCCCUCCCCAGUGCACUUGCAGACGGAAGUGAUGGCCCAGGAUGGGGGAGGGGUCCGGCGGGGUUGGAUGAAGGUUCCACUUGGUGAGAGGUUACUCCCGCCCCUUACACAGGAGGGGAGCAGAAGUCUGAGCCGGGCCCCGCGCUCACGGAGAACACAGGCUCCCUCCCUGCCUCCUUUUCUGGGGGUGCGUUGUGGGCGUCUGCAAGCCGCUGCUUCAUCACUCAGCAGGAAGCCGGGCCCUUCCCAAGCCAUUCUCAUCUACCUGCACAAACAUCCGGAAAUUGGCCAAACUCUGGCCCCUGUCUGGACUGGUCCUGUGUGGACAGCCAUCUGGAAGGGCCUCGUGAUCAGACAAAGAGCUGGGUGGACUUAACAUCUGGGAUGGGCCCAGCCCUGUGGACAGAUGCAAGGAAUGAGCCCAGUUCUGUCGGCAGGUCUUGAACAGACACAUCUGGAACAGUCUCCCAGGCGGGACGGACACAGCUGGAAUGGGCCUAGCUUCUUGCCACAGUAGAAGGGCCCUGCCCCUUGUCCCCAUGCCAGUUUGAAUCAGGCUCUCAUCUUUCAGUCCUGGGUUUGCCCUGGAGUUAAAAUGUCAGAGCUGAGGCCAUAUGUGAAGUCACAAAACUGUUUUUGGUAGAAGGUUAAUGUUCUGUACAAUAUAUAUAUGAAUGUAAAAAGAUAUAUAUAUAUAUGCUGUAUAUAUAUAUAUAUGCACAGUGUAGAUACGACCUGUUAGCCCAUGUGUAUACGCACCCCUCCCCGCACGUCUGCACACAGAGUGUACAUAACCCAGCCAGUACGGGUGGGGACCAGGUGAGGGAUGGGGCGACAGCAGCCAAGUCUGGAAUGGAGGCCACCUGGGGCAGGGGCCCCAUGGGGAUGGGGAAGGCCCUGCAUACAUCAGAGCUCUGGACCAAACCACAGGGGCUGGCGGUUAGGCCUCACCCAGCGGGCACCUCCUUGCGAGGGGCCUUGUCUCCCUCUGAGAGUGUCUGCGGCAGGACAGCAAGCAGGGUGUGUGUCUAGGGAGUCAUGACAGGCUGCCACUUGGCUCCCGAGACCUGUACUUGUCAGAGUGGCCAGGUAGGUACCAGGCUUCACCUGGAGUAUCCUAAAAGGCUGGACUGUUCUAGGUGGUUCCGCCUCAGCUUCUCACCCACACACAAAGGCACAGUUCACAGUUAGGGAAAAUGCUUUUUAAAGAGAACGGCCCCAAAGGCAUUGUCCGCAUGCCAGUGCAAUGUCCCUGUGCCCUACUUACUGGCCCUGUCCCCAUCACCUGCCUUCUAGAACAGAUCUCCCAUCACCCUGCAGCACGUCUCUAUGUUACAGAUCAAAACCCUGGGGCUUUGGCUAUAGGCAGCAGCUGUAGUAAUGCCAGCAGGCUCGUCCCACUGCAGAUGACCUUCCCAGGCCCAUUCGACCCAGAGGCCAGCUGUUAGCUCGUGAGCCAGAGAUGUGAAGGGCGCGGUGACGCCAGGUGCGAGAGGAGAAGCCAGCAAGGCCCUCCCGCCCCAGCUCAGCCCAAGCCAUCUGUCUGCGUUCCCUCCCCAGCUCCAGCUCCCCCAGCAGGGCAGUGGGCGGGGAGCACCCCCACCGGACCUGGUACCUGCCAACCCGUGGCACUGCCCCGCCCCACUCCUGUGCCUCACGAUCCCAGUCCUCUAGCUAGCGGUCCUGCCCCUGUCACCAGUCAGAGCACCUCUGGAACCUGCAAGGGAGAAGACACCUGGAGUGAGCUUCCGUGUGGUCG